Petromyzon marinus (sea lamprey) is the source of this 5271-nucleotide messenger RNA. RefSeq names its product coiled-coil domain containing 134 (gene CCDC134). Lineage: Eukaryota; Metazoa; Chordata; Hyperoartia; Petromyzontiformes; Petromyzontidae. The record is from RefSeq and is a predicted model, not a curated record.
AAACGUCGUGAGAAUAUUAUUGUGUUAUUUUAUUUUAUCAAUUUAUUAUUUUAUUCUUAUUCUACGUGACUUUACCGAAAGAACCAAAGAAGAAGUUGUGUUAGUCUUCCUUUUUACACGGUCCGUAAUGCUCUCAUGCGGCUGGCCGUUUUGUUUGUUUGCUAAAGGCGGUCGCUGUAGUCGGUACGGCGCACUGCGAACAACACCACGGGUCUCUCACUCACGUCCAGCCGCAAGCCGAUGAGAGACACCGAUUAACAAAAGCAAUACGAUGUCUCCCAUCCGUGUCUGUUGCCGAGCCACGUGGCCCUCCCUCUGUGUCGGUAUAAUUCCAAGCAUGCGUCCCUCCAUGCUCUCGUCAUCGUCACGCUCAAUCCACUGUUACAUGAAAAUAAAAUGCCUCUUAAUGUACUUGCCUAUGUUGUCCAAUGCACGUGUUGUCCUGUCUUUCUGUCUCGGUGGCUCCAUGUGCCAUCGGGAGGUAAUUUUCAUUCAUUACUGUUUAUUUUUGUUUGUUAUAUUACCGAGCACAACGGCAUGUUGGAACGCGUUUCUGAAGCCAUGCACAUUGCAUGUUUUUUGUUCCUUGUGUUUAUCUGUUAACCCGCUUACCGCCACCACCACCACCCCGUUGAUUCGUUACUCGAGGCGGCCUCGGGAGAGGGCGCUGUGUGGUGCCGGCGCGAUAGCCAGGGGCUGAUUUGUGAACUCAAUGUGAUGCGACCCGCAAUCACAUUGCCGCAACACGAACUCAUCACUUACGCCGAUCGCCGGCGUUGACGGCGAGCCUCGGCACAAUUACAUUGAAUGCACAAUCAUAACAACGUGAUUUGUGUCAUCCACGGCUCAUUAUUAAGACAUCGGGAACGCGUGUGUUGAUCUCAAAACCGGCCCAGGGCAACUCUCUCCCCAAGGCGCACGGGACCAGCGUAGUGAAGUAUGGUCACACCACUCGAGUGACCGACACGGCAUGCCGCAUUGUCUUACCACGACAGUCGACGUGUUAUUGUUUUAAUUACGAAUACUCGCCACCCAUGACGGCGGCGGCGAAUCUAUGAACCCGUCCCUGGGCCACCCCUAAGUCGACUUAGCCUGAGAAGAGUACCUGGUGCGGUGCGUGCGUGCGUGUGUAAUACAUCAGCAUUGGGGAGACAAAGGCGGCAGGGCGUACGUGAUUGGUGGCCAACCCAACUUCCAAAGCGUAGGCGCCACUCACUCCGUGAAAGUCUACACGGGUGAUGUCUCGAAUGCUCUCUUUAUAAACCACGACCCAGGGUGAACGGAACGUUAUCGCAAGGCUCCGUCGCGUCGAGAGAAAGCGGUGAACUGUUUGAGUCAAACGGAGAGAGUGGCCGGACGAGCCAACACACACACACACGGAGCUCGACAAACAGCAAACAACGAAGAUUGUCGGGGUGGGGGAAGUGCCAAUACGAUAAUACAUUUUAAUUUAUUCGGAGGAGGAACUCCACUGGGCACGCGAAGGGAGUGGUUGGACGAGGAGGAGGAGGAAGAGGAGGCGACGAGAGCGACUUUCGGUGUGCGACUGUCGGUCACGGUUUGUCUUGCUGGCACACAACAUCACUGCUCUCGGCUGUUUGUGUACGAGGCGCGCCGUGUUAAUUAGCGGGCCAGCAUCUGCGACCGAACACAACAACAAUAACAACAGCAGCAGCAGUUGCGUGUCUCUGUGAGGAGCGGUGGCGCAGCGGUGAGCGCCGAACUCGACAAGCGAGCCGAGGUUUCGAUUCCUGCUCGUGAACAAAUAACGGUGAAGGCGAACAUUUGAACCUAGGUUGGCUCAGCCUCAAGCACGCACCUCUGGCUGGCGAGGAAAUGGGCGCUCGCGUGCCCGCGGUGUGGCCACGGUGGUGCGGUGGCGCCGCCACGGCCACUGCGGUGCUGUUGCUGCUGCUCGCGGUCGCUGCUGCUGCUGCUGAGGCCCAGGAGCGACGCACCGCCCCGGACAAGGUCUCCCUCGGUCUCUACAAGAAGCUGUUCGAGGUCAAACGCAAGGAGCAGAUGAGCGCCCUCAAGACCCUCAUUGAGCUGAGGGACCUCCAGCAGCAGUACAAGAUCAUCGACAUCAUGCUGCAGGGCCUCUUCAAGGUGCUGGAGGAAUCGCGCGUGAUCCUGGCUGCCGCCAACGUGCUACCUUCGGGCCCCAUCCCCGACGACGCCCGACAGAGGGACGCGUUUUCCCACGUGGUGGAGAACGUGGCGUUCUUCGGCGACGUGCUCCUGCGCUUCCCGCGCAUCGUGCACAGCUACGUGGACGGAAGCGCGGAGCGCCUCGCCCUCGUGCGUUGGGGCCUGGACUUCUGCAACGGCACCGGCGUCUUCGCCGACGGCACCCACGAGCAGCUGCUGGGCCUGGCGUCGCAGGAGCUGGGUUUCAUCGAGAAGUCGCCCGAAUAUCACAACCCCUUCCAGCUGGACGAGGAGAAGAUGCUGAGGGACACGCAGGUGCUGCGCGAGGCGUUCCGGAAGGAGGAGAAGAGGAGGAAGCAGGAGGAGAAGCGUGAGAAGAGGAAGGGGCCGCGCAUCACGCGCUCCCGCUCCGAACUCUAGCCGGGACAGCACCGCCCGUGCCGGCCGCGUCACCAAUUCACGACUCCGCCGGGCAACGGCUGCCACCGUGGAACCGUCCGCGGGCUCCCACCGUGCACCGGACCCCCAUCGCUAUCGACCAAACAGGCAUCCUUACCCCCUACCCCCGCCCUCCAGCAACCGUCAGGCUGACGACGAACGGCCCUGCCUGUAACGACGCCCAAACCCCCCACCUCCCCCGCUCCGUAAGGGGAGUAUCCCGAGGAAAACUCGAGCCCGAUCAAAACGUUGUCUCCCGUUGACAACGGGGCAUCGACGUCCGCCGUGAGAUGGAGCAACACAAAUCGUAUGGGGGCUGAAGUCCAAUGCUCGUUCGUCCCACAGGGCAUUGUGGGAAAAUCCACAUGAGCUCGCGUUCCUCUCGGCCUCCCGCUUCAGGGACGACUGAGAGCACGAGUCGCUUUGUCUUGGGUUUCGUGUCGAUGCCUUGUGGCGUAAAUGCCCAAUUCGUCUUCGGUGAUUACCCACGAAUUUGAAGCCCCAUUCUAUGUUUACAACUCGGCCCCCCACGGCGCCCGAUGGCCCUCCGCCCGCCCGCACCGCAUCCGGCGCAGCGACGCAGCGUGAUGCCGUCUCGUGCAUGAUGAGUCUACGCUAAAAAAAUAAUUCCUGCACGAUUGCGAAGCGCACGUCGUUUUGCGAGAAUACGUUCACUCUUUGUUGAAAGGUUGCGUUCUGGUGAUGCAUUCGGUAUCGUGAAGCAAGCAAGAUACGGUACAAACAGGAAACGUUCAAGAAAAACAUGAUAAUAAUGGACUCUUAACUCGAAUAUCGAACCCAAAUCGUGGCAGUUCACGGAAUGGCCGGUGGGGGUGACGUGGUGGGAACGCCGCCAUGUGGCUAGCACCCAAGUGAACUUAAACACAUCACAUGGCUUGUGUGAAUGCCUUGCACGUGCUCUGCACAAAAGUUCGUCUUUGUAACAAAGCAAAAAACUCUGACCUCAUCAUCCGCUCUUCCUUUGAGCACGAACCUAUGCUGUGCCAAAACCGUUUCCAAAAGCACUUGAGCGCACUUGCUAAAUAACGAAGCCUGUGUCUCGGAUUAAAAUUUAAAAAAAAAAUUAAAACGGUCUUGUUCUAGCACUUCGUGCAACCUUGGACCUCUGUAAAAGCAAAAGAAAACUAAACCUGCCGCUGGUGGUUGACAAAUGUCCAUUCACAGUGGUUGGCGAGGUGAAGUGCGUCUCGAGGUGUUGCGUUUCGUGCCAGGGUGGAUUCGCCACGGCUGGGAUCUGUGUGCGUUAACGUCGCAUGGUUCCCAGGGGAAAUGGAAUGCUCGUUUGUAGAUUACAGCAAGCGUCUCCGUUUGUUUUUGUUCGCCACCUAAAAUUCAUUCAACCUUUUGUCGUAGGCACAACACGCUUAUUAUUGUCGACCGACACAAAACCUGCACCGGAUUAAAUUCAAAAUGAAAUUUGAUUGCUUGCAGCAGUCGAGUGCUGCCACACCAUCCCGUUACGAGCAGGAGGGAGAGAUGUCGAGGCUUAACGCGCACAAAACCAAAAAGCAAUAAACACGGCGCCCGUUGGCAGCAGCGGACUCGCCUCGUCCUCCCUCCGCCUCGACUCCUCCGUGUCUCGGGUCCUCCUGGCCGCCCUGGGGACGCUUUCAUCUCCCCACCCACGGCCCCCGGUUGGGUCCGUCUCUCUCAAUCCCCCCGACGGAGGGAGCUGAAUUCGAGGCGCUGCUCCGCUCGGUGCGUUUUGGGAGCCUUCGAGCGCCGCCUUAGAGCGGUCGCCCGCGUUCACAUCACUGGCGGGUCGAACUAAAAUCGGUGUGGCACGCAGAGAGAGAGAGGAGAGGAGAAGAGAGCGCGCUUGAUCAAACAAAGGCGUGUUACGUUACUAAGCCGUUUAUCAUUACAUCUCUUUUUUUAUUGCAAAUGCUUACUUGGCCACUCUAAAAAUAUUUUUUUUUAAAUCGCUGCGAUCGUUCCAUCAAAAUGCGCCGGGCCGCGUGAGAAUUCACAGCCCACCCCACCACCCACCCCCCCACCCACGUUGGUUUUGUGACGGCGCUGACGACAGCCCAGUGGCUUGACUGUUGAUCGACGACACGCGACACGCGCGUCUCUCCGCUGCUGGAUGGUGAUGCCUAUACCCCUCCUCCGUGCUGGGCACAGUGCGGGGUGGUGUAGACGCCGGGAGCAUAGAGCAGUACAACCGUGGAUUGUUUUCGCUGCCUGCCGUGCCACUGUGAUACGCACAACAGCAGCAGCAGCAGCCCGUCAUGCAUGGUGGUUGCUCAUCCAACCACUAUCCAGGCUCAAGCCUGCUUAGCUUUACAAGGUCUCACACGAGGUUGGGCAGCUGUACGACUGUUAAAGUAUUCGAACUAAAUGCUUAUCCUGUGUUUCGUAUUUAUGCAAGGUUUCCAAAACAUAUACUGUACAUGUAUUACCCAAGAUUCAAUCCGGAUUUAAGAAGUGCAUUAAUUGGCAAGUGUUGCCAAUAGACUUAUAUUUGAAAGAAAAAAACUACUUUGUAAAUUGAGAAAUAUUUAUAUGCCUUCGUGUUAGGUUGAUCAUAGCAGAUGGUGCCGGUUUAAAGGGCUGCCCUCUUUUAAGACAAAAAAAUUAAACAACUUCUGAGCCGGUCCAUUUUUGACGUUUUUGAGCGAAUGCGGUGGACAGUGAUAAACCCCUGGUCCGUGAAAGGUG